Messenger RNA from Rotaria sp. Silwood1, 4251 nucleotides. Lineage: Eukaryota; Metazoa; Rotifera; Eurotatoria; Philodinida; Philodinidae. The record is from the annotation of a GenBank genome assembly.
AUGUUAGGUAAAAUUGACUGCAUUAACGGUGAAGAUGAGCGAAAAUGUUUUCAACUUGAAACAAAUGAAUGUGAUUUGAAAAGUGAAUAUCGUUGUUCAAAUGGUCAAUGUAUACCUGAAGCAUUUUUUUUCGAUUCAUCAGUCGAUUGUCUAGACGGUUCUGAUGAACAUCCAUUUCGAAAUACUAGCUGUCCAAAGGACCCAUUUUAUUUUUGUGAAGAUUUUGUAAAUUCUAUCGGUGAAUUUUCAUGUGGUGAUGGACAAUUUUUAUCAUCCAAUGAACCAUUGUACUUAAAAUCAGUUUUUGAUAAUUGUCUUAAUGGACGAAACAUAUUGUAUUCACUUGAACUCUAUUCUUACAAAAAUUUAAAUAAAAAUAUGAGUGAAUGUUAUAAAUAUGUUCAAUGUGCAUUAAAAUCAUUAUUAUUUUCAUCUAUUAUCAAUUGUGUAGAUAUUUGUAUGGGUUGGAAUCGAUAUUGUGGUCCAGCAAUAAAAAAUUUAUGUCCAUCUUUUAUUGUUUAUCCCUUACAGCCAAUAUUAGAUAGUCACGUUUAUUUUGUUUAUACACCAGAACAUUUUUUAAAUGUAACUGAUAUUUCUUAUGAAAAUUAUUUACCAGAUUAUAUAUGUUAUAAUUUCUCAUAUUGUUCAACGUUUAUACCAACAGUUUAUAUUAAUAAUCGGACAUGUCGGUUGUCUAAUGAAUUUAAUUUUCGACAAAAAAUUUAUAAAAAUUGGCUCCAUCUUUUCAAUGAUUUAAGACAUGUAUUCAAAGCUUGUUUAGUUGCUACCGCAACUGUUUCACUCUUGCCAGUAUAUCAUUGUCCAAAUUCCUCAAAAUCUAUUUCUAAACAUCGUUUGUUCGAUUCCAUAAUUGACUGUCCCGGUAGUGAAGAUGAACAAGAAAAGAGUAUUGUUGAUGACAGUUGCUCAUUACGUCAUCGAUUUAAAUGUCGAUCAGAAGAUAAAUGUAUUCCACGACGAUUUCUAAUGGAUAGUUUCAAACAAUGUCAAGAUAGCUCAGAUGAAUCAUUUGGUGAAAAAUGUCAAAUAUCUGGAUCCUAUAUUUGUGAAUAUAUUCGAGGAACAUUACCAAUUGAGAAAUUAAUAACAUUUCCAAAAAUUUGUAAUAAACAAUUAGACUUGAUAAAACCAGAUGAAUAUAACGAAACAGACGAAACAGAUUGUAAAGAUUUACCAUGUAUUACACGAUAUACAUUGUGUGACGGUUUAUGGACGUGUCUAGAUGGAAACGAUGAAGUUGAAUGUCCCAAUACGUUUAGUGAUCAAUGUCGUAUGAAUAAUAUUUCUCAAAGCCAUUAUUGUGUUAACCCCACUAAUGGAGAAAUGGGCUGCUUGCCAAUUCAAUAUGCAGCUGAUACAUAUGUGCAUUGUCUUGGUGCAACUGAUGAACGAUACCAUUGUCAACAAGAAUAUCCACUUGAUUAUGAUAAACGAUAUAAAUGUUGGAAGUCAACUAUAUGUAUUAGUCCACUUCAGCUUUGUGACUGUAAUCCAGAUUGUCCAUUGCAAGACGAUGAAAGUGAUUUGUUGUGUCCAUGGGGUACAUACCAAUGUGAAUCGGAUUGGUAUCCAUGUUUAAGUGGAAAAUGGAUAAAUCGUAAAAAACGUUGUGAUGGUUUAUUUGAAGAAGACUGUCCUCAUGGUGAUGAUGAAUAUUUUUGUGAUUUAAUCGAUAAACCAUUAGAAAAAUAUUUCUCAAUUAGAUAUUUUAUUGCUUACGACGGCAAUAAUAAUAUCAGUUUGAUAGAAAAACAACAUCAGAAAAAACAUCAAAUUCAACAACAAAGUUUUUCUUCUUUGCCAUUCGUUUCACCAACAAAACUAGCAUGGUUUUGUCAUCGUGGAAUUUAUGUUCAUUCGUCAAAUUUAAAGAAAAAUUUUUCUUGUUUUUGUCCUCCAUCUUACUAUGGAGAUCGUUGUCAAUAUCAAACAAAACGUUUAAGUGUUUUAUUACAACUUCAAACACCAGCAACGUUUUAUCGUAAUUUAGUUUAUCGUCUUAUUAUUUCACUUAUUGAUCCUCUAAACGGUACAAUUAUAUCUUAUGAAGAUAUUUUAUAUACUCCCGAUUAUCAAUGUGUACCAAAGAUUUAUUUUAAUUUAUUAUAUUCACAAUUAUUAUCAGAUGACGAACAAUCAAAAUUUUAUGUUAGAAUUGAUGUAUACCGAUUACAUUUACAAGGCCAUUGGGAUUAUCGUGGUUCAUGGUAUUUUGAAAUAAAGUUUUCGUUUCUUCCAGUUAAUCGUUUGAGUACAAUUUUAAUUCUAACGGGCACGAAUCAAGAUCGUAACUGGAUAAGAGAAAAUUGUGAUUGUGGUCAACAUGGAGAAUGUAUUCAAUAUAUAAAUGCAAAUAAAUUUUUCUGUCAAUGUCAUCAAGGAUGGUCUGGAAAUAAAUGUAAUAUUGAUGAUAGUUGUCAUUGUUCUCCUGGAUCUUUGUGUAUUGGUCGAGGACGAAAAGAUAUUGAACCGAUAUGUUUAUGUCAGUUAGGAAGAAUAGGAUCACGAUGUUAUGUUCCAUAUUUAUCAUGUGAAAUGUUUCCAUGUCAAAAUCAUGGAACAUGUAUUUCUCUUGAUGACAAAAUGUGGCAACGUCGAUGUGUAUGUUCCGAAGAAUAUUUCGGUGAUGCUUGUGAAUAUAAUUCAUCACAUAUAAAUAUCAUAAUUAAUAAGUCAAUUUUUAAACCACCAUCAUCGAUACUGGUCCAUAUGAUAACAUUACAUGAAAAUGAACAACAUAAACAUACAUCUUAUUUGAAACAUAUUCAUUUAUAUCAACAAAAUUUGAUUAUCUAUCAUCCAACUCAUUUUUUACCACAAAUAGGUUUUAUAGAAAUAUUUGAUGUACAUAAAGAUAAAUCAAAUUAUUAUCUUUCAUUAUUACUUCUUGAUAAACCAAUGAAAAAAGAAUUGGUAUAUGUUAAACAACAUGAACGAUGUCAACAUAUUCGAGAAUUAUUCAAUGAUACAAUAAUUAAAUAUCAUAAAUUAAAACGUACAAAAUCUUAUUAUUAUUUAUGUGUAAAUAAAAUCAUUCAACCAUUUGAAUGUUUUUAUGAUGAUGAUGAUCAAAUGUGUUUUUGUAAUUAUUUACACCAGCUUGAUUGUUUUUAUUUUAAACAUAAUCAUACAGAAUGUCAUUCAGGUAUUAAUUAUUGUGAAAAUAAUGGAAAAUGUUUACAAAACGAUGAACGUUGUUCAAAAACGUCAAUCUGUAUUUGUCCAAAAUGUUAUUACGGAACUCUUUGUCAAUUCACAAUAUCUAGAUAUAGUUUAUCAUUGGAUGCUAUUAUUGGUCCACAUAUUUUACAAAAUACAUCAAUAAAACAUCAAUCUUUUGUAGUUAAAAUCAGUCUCGUUGUUGUUAUUCUCAUGUUUGUAUUUGGUCUAAUUGAUAGUAGUCUAUCAAUUUUAACAUUUCUUCAACCAAAAACAAGAGAAUAUGGUUGUGGUUUCUAUCUAUUAUUUUCAUCAAUUACAUCAUUAAUUACAAUGUGUUCUCUUAUAAUGAAAUUUCUCUAUCUAUUGUUAACUCAAAUAUGGAUGAUUAAAAAUCGUUAUGGUUGUAUUAUGAUUGAAUUUUCUUUGAAAUUUUUUCUAUCUACAAAUGCAUGGCUUAAUGCAUAUGUUGGAAUUGAACGUGCGACAAAUAUUCGAUUCGGUUUACAAUUCAACAAGAAACGAAGUAUAACAAUGGCUAAGCUUAUUACUUUAUUAAUCGUUUUUUUAAAUAUUACAUCUGCAAUUCAUGAUCCUUUCUAUCGUCGUUUGAUCGAAGAUUCUGUUGAACAACGAACUUGGUGUGUAGUCAGCUAUUCAUCAUCUUUCUUGAAGAUUUACGAUACAACAAUUGAAAUGAUUCAUUUUCUCAUUCCAUUUUCAAUAAAUAUUAUUUCAGCUCUUAUUAUUAUUAUUGGAACUACUACGAUAAAAUCGACAGUGCAGCAUACAACAAACUAUCAUCAACAAUUUUAUAUUCAUAAACAUUUAAUUACAAGCCCAAUUAUAUUAAUUUGUUUAGCCUUACCUCGUCUAGUUAUUUCUUAUAUUUCAACAUGUAUGGAACCAACUCGAGAUCCAUAUUUACUUUUAGCUGGCUAUUUCGUAUCAUUUGUACCGUCAGCAUUAACAUUUAUUAUUUUUGUUUUACCAUCACAAACAUAUAAACGAGAAUUCUAUAGAACAAUGAAAUCAAUACGUUUAUUUUUCAAACCUUCGCAGCAAUAA